Molecule: messenger RNA, 11056 nt
Organism: Athene cunicularia (burrowing owl)
Lineage: Eukaryota; Metazoa; Chordata; Aves; Strigiformes; Strigidae
Gene: METTL24
Product: methyltransferase like 24
Exons: 3
Coding region: 18-689 (223 amino acids)
Source: RefSeq, a predicted model, not a curated record
GACUUGUUCUUAAAAGCAUGCUGGGCUGUCUUUGCAAGCCCUAUCUCCUCCUACUUUUCCAGGAUGCCAGAAGGAGAAGAUGGUUGAGGAGACCUAUCGUUACCCUGUGCUUAGCCACUAUUACAGCAAGCAUCAUACCCCAUUGGCUAGGCAACGAUGACAACCAGUUUGAGAUCAGCAUGGCCAACAGUGGAUGUGAGGUGCAUCGCUUUGAUCCCAGCAUCAAGUCAGCACACAUCCAGGAGGGUCGGCACCUCUGGUAUCAUCGCCUGUCCAUUGACUGGAGGGAUCCCAAUCCAGCCAUUGCUGCUCAUAAACUUCACAGCAACACGAAGAAGCUGGGCACAAUAUUGAAUGAAUUUGGACAUCAGAAGAUUGAUGUCCUCAAGGCAGAUGUGGAGAGCGCCGAGUGGAAAAUUUUGGAGAACCUCAUCCUGGAAGAUGUUGUUGAGCAGAUAGGACAGCUGGUGUUUGAGGUGCACAUCCACUGGCCUGGGUUUGAAGUCAGCGGCAAUGACAGCACUGUGGUGCGGUACUGGUACAGUCUGCUCCGAGAACUGGAGCUGAAGGACUUCAGGCUUUUCCAUACCCACAAAGACUUAUCAAAACCACAGAUGUUUCUGAAAAAGGAAGCCUUCAAUGCCAGUAGCUGUUACACACUGAGCUGGGUAAAUACAAGAUGGAAAUAGCAGAAAGGAAUUUAUGAUGUGUGACUGUGAGCCAUCUGGCCCUGUAGCGUUAUUGAAGAGGACUUUAGCGUCACUGGCUAAAGUUGCUAAAUAUGCACACAGUGACUGCUAACAAAAUGGACUGGCUUUUAUUUUUAUAUGUUGUCAAAAGAACUGGCACUAGAACAAGAUACACAGUGCAGAUUUGUACAGCAGUAUAUUUGACAGCAGGUACCCUGUCUCAGAGGACAGAGGUUUCUGUAAAUGUUUGUCGGGGGGGCUAACAGCGUGAUUUACCCAGGCUGACCUGUGCCUGAGUGUGCUGGCACAGAGGGCUUCCCUCUGGGGCUGCUCUGGGAAACUCUGCUCCCUGAGCUGCAUCAGCUCUCAGGCAGGAGAGUGCUCAUGAGGAGGUGUCUUCCCCGGGAAGGGUCAAGUGUUACUACUUUGUAAAGCGAUCAUCUUUGAUUCGCAACUUCUUUACUGUGGCCUUGUUUCCUAUGGAACACAUUUUAGGCAAGAACCCACUGGCAAAUUUCAGCUGAAUUUGGCAGAGGCAGAAAUCACCCCCAGACUAAAUUUCUACCUGUUUUGUUGAGCAGCUUCUGAGUGCUCUGACUUUAGCUCUUUAAGGCAGUCUGGCUAUGGGAAGCAAAUUCAGCACUUCUGGCACAGGAGAUGGUGGGACAGAGAGACUCAGCUGAUGGAAAAGCUGCCACCAGCACUCUCCCUCCUCACCUUCCGGAGGCUUCAGCCAGAAAAGAUGGCUUCCCCAGUUAAUUUUCUCAGAGAAUGUCUUGUUUUAAAUUACUCUUGCAAUGCCUGUAGCAAAUGGCUGUUCAUCUAGAGAGAUACUUAUUUAAAAGAGCUGAAAGUAAAACCUGGUCUUUUAAAUCUGUUUGUUUUGGGGUCUAGUUGAACCUUUUGCUGUGCGCUGCACCUGGGUGCCUGCUGCCUCCUCAGCACAUCCCCGGCCUGGCCACCUCUUGCUGACACGAGGAGGCCGGGCCCUGGGCCUGCGCUGAUGCUGGCAGAGGUGGUGGGGCAGGCAGGUGCCGGGGGCUGUGGCCAUGCUGGGGCCCGUGCUGGGUGAAUCUCAGGAGCCAGCCUUGGCCAUGCCCUGGGGAGCUAGGGAAUGGGGGGAGCUAAAAAAUAUAUAGCAGAUUGGGUUUUUUCUUCUUUUUAAAAUAAUUUUGACAUUAAACUUUGCAUUAAAAUACAAGGUGACACCACUUCGAUGUCUUUGAUAUACGACCUUGGUAACUGCCUUUGGUUUUGGACUUCUGCAGGGCUCAAUGUUCCUCCCCUUGGCAUGCCUCAGCCCAGCAUUGUGUUUUUAACAAGUCUCUUUCUCUGUCCUCAUGUUGUUCCUUCUCUUGUAAUCCUGGCAUUUUCUUUCAUACCCUCCUUUCCUUUUUCACCUUCUGCCUAAGCUCUGUCAUCCCCUUCUUCCCAGAGCAGGGCCCUGCGCUGGACCCAAUAUGCCCACAGGAUCUCAGCAAACAGCCAGAGGUGGGGAAAAUUAAGUGUAGGAGCUCUUCCUUCCCACAGGUGAGUCACCUUUCUCCCAGAGCCAUUGCUUUGCUUCACCAGUGGAUCAAACCGUUCCCCUCACCUUUCCCAGGCUUUUCACCAAGCCAGGCAUCUGCUUUCCUCCUCUCUCACCUCUCUGAGGGCUCCAACUGCCCCAGCGUGGGCAGAGACUGCUCUCCCCAGCAGAAACUGCUUCAGCCCUUCAGCUCAGCUGAGAAGAGGCCAGCGGACAGGUGACCCUGCUAGGGUGACAGCCUUCCUCCCACUGCCCUUGCUCUGGGACUGUGGGGAGCAGCCUGUCCUGGCCCCAGCACUUGCCUCCCACCUGGUCCUGCAGAGCCCAUCGUGAGGCUUGAAACUGCUGCAGCGAGUCUGACUUGGAGCAUCUGUGCUUGCCACAGAGAUCACAGACCUCGGGCUGCUUUGGAAGAUGCAGAAAAAACCCUCCUUACUUCAGUGGGGAAGGACUUCGGUGGUGAGGGGCUAGUGGAAAUGGAGGAGUCUCUUCAUCUGAAAGCCAGCUCGGUGCCCUUGUGUGCUCAGGUUUGUAUCAGUCUUCCUAAUCACAUUUGAAAUUUUAACUCGUGGCUAAAUGUCAAACCCUUUCUUUUAUAACAAAUGUGUGCUGGUUUUCAAUCUACUACCUUUCAGUCAUGCUGACAGGCAGUGCCCUGUAUGGAGUCGCUAAUUUACUGCCUCCCCGUUUUUAUUUUCAUUUUAAAAAGAAAUCCAUCUAAUUCUUCAGUUACACUAGGAUUUGCUUAAGUGGAGUUUAAUUCUAAGGGGACUUAAUAUUAUUGUCUUCUGAACACCAAAUGUGUCAUUUACGGAAGAUGGAGAACAGUGCAGCUAGACCGGGACUACUGACCAGGUGAUGAUCCCAGCUAUGCCUGUGCUUGUAAAUUCAGCAGUGGCAGGCAGCGUGCGCAGGGAUGGAUAUCUGUCUUAUCUGUCUGGUUAAUUAAUGAGAUCCCUGGCAUGAUUUUGGCUUAGGCCAUCUAGGUCUCUCCCAGAUGAUUCCAUGGCACAGCCAUGCAGUUAGCCUAAGCCAAGGACAGCUUGAAUGCAGCCACCUUGUUUGGAAAGCUGAGAGUUCAGUAAAUAUUCACAGCCAGGGCAUCUUUGCUAGUUCAUCUCAAGGCUGGGGAAUACCUCUUGGUACCGUUUUGUUUUCUGGUAUAAUUUAACAAAGGCAAGUGCCAGGUUCUUCAUCUGAGACAGGGUAAUCCUGGUUAUGUGUACAAACUGGGGGAGUAGAGGCAGGAGAGCAGUCCCGUGGAAAGAGAUCUGAGGGUUUGGGUUGAUGGCAAGUUGAAUAUGAGUCAGCAGUGCCCUGGCAGCCGAAAGGGCCAACUGUGUCCUGAGGUGCAUCAAACAGCACAGCUAUCCAGUCGAGGGAGCUGAUUGUCCCACUCUGCACUGCACUGUUGCAGCACCACCUCGAGUACUGUGUGCAGUUUUGGGCACCUGUGUAUAAGAAGGACAUCAAACUAUUCGAGCGUGUCCAGAGGAGAGUGACCAGGAGCGUGCAAGGCCUCCAGGGCAAGAGUUAUGAGGAGCGGCUGAGGUCACUUGGCUUGUUCAGUUUGGAGAAGAGAAGGCUGAGGGGUGACCUCAUCGCAGUCUACAGCUUCCUCAAGGGGGGCAGCAGAGGCGAAGAUGCUGAUCUCUAAUGAGCAGUGACAGAACAUGAGGAAGGGGAAUGAUGCUACAUCAAGGGAAGUUCUAUUAGAAGGGUGGUCAGUCACUGGAACAGGCUCCUCAGGGAAUUGGUCACGACACCAAGCCUGUCAGAGUUCAAGGAGCAUUGAGAUGAUGCUCUUAGUCACAUGGUUUAGUGUUAGGUAGUCCUGCGAGGAGCAGGGACUUGGACUCGAUUCUUAUUGGGUGCCUUCCAACUUGAGAUAUUCUGUGAUUUUAUGAUUCUAUAAAUGUAACUUCUGUUUCUGCUCCUGCACAUCCCACCUGGCCCAGGGAGCAAGGGGCUCUGCAGUCACACAGAGCAGGAUGCUGUGGAGACCCACCAUGUUCUCAGCUCUGCAGUGCUCAAAAUCAAAAUGACCUGUUGCAGAUGUGUUUGAUUCCCUGUGCCCAAGACGUUGGGCAAAGCACUUUCUUCAGGGCCAAGCUACAUAUUGCCAUAUCUGAGCCAGGUAAUACAGAACCCAAGAGAUCACAACCUCUGAAAAUGAGUAGGAAAUGAUUUCUCUGUGACAGCCAUGCUUGCUGCAACCCUUGUACAUUAAAUACUGAGGUUGUUCCGCAGUGCAGGGUCAUGAGAAGAUUCAUUAAAAUGUGAAAGGGUACCAGGAUCUCCUAAAGGAGUAUCUGACUUGUUGGAAUGAUCACACUUGCUGCACCACAGAGUGGCUUAGCUCCCAAUUUUUGAAUAAUGGGGUGGCAAAAGCCUAGCUGUGAGUUCUAAUUUCUUAAUAAAGCAUAAAAAUAUGGGCUCUAGCACUCCUCAGGUUUUUCCUUCUGAAUUGUCUUAGAGUAAGUAGCCUAGUAGCUUAUUAUUUAUUUAAGAAACUGAUAGAGGUUAAAAAACAAAUUACAUGAUCUCUCUCAGAUGUUAGAAUUCCAAAGGUACACACAUCUUCCAUCAUUUAUUGCCCUGAAGUAAAAGUAGUGAUGUAUAUGUAAAUUAUAGAGAUGGUAUAUGUAAAUUAUAGAAAUGGAGUAGAGGUCCACCCUAGUUCUUCUUUGGUUAAUCUCUUGCUCAGGAUUGCCAGGUAGUGUCAGUAACAAUUCAGGCUGUGGCAAAUACAUCUUCUGCAAGAAAAGAUUCCAUAACUAUGGUAAUUUUUAAGGAAACCUUAUCUCAGAUACAGGAUAGGUAAAAGCCAUUUAUCAUUCUGGACGCAGUUAUGUGAUAUUACAGGAGAAAAUGAACAGCUCUUAUUUUAUGCACUAUCUGUGCCUUUCUACUUCACAUCUCUUAAAGCAGAGUUACAGCCUUCCUUUCUGAGGUCUUGCUUUUGUGCCCUUACCAUUCUCUUUUACUGAUCUCUUCUACCUAAACGAGACACUCUUAAAUACACUCUGUUCCCAUCUCCUAAUGACUGAGCUGCCAGGUAUGUGCACAGGGGCACAAGCCAGCUCUGGCUGACUCUGCCCCAGCGGACAGGCUGGCGCUGAGGGACGCUAUGUGGGGUAAGUCCGUGUCCACCUGCUGCCAUACCUGGGCACGAUGGGCCCCUACCUGCUGCAGGGUCCCAGCUGUUCACCCUGCUCAGGCAGUAUCUCCAGCCCGCUAGGGACUGCUGAGACAGAAAGGUAGGGAUCCAGGACUGCUGGCAGCCACGGGCUCAUGCUGUUUCAGCCAGAGCUGAAGAUCCACCAGCCAAUGCCCCACCUAGCUUUACUGCUACAUGCUGGCUCUCAACUGUACCAGCUACCUCAGGGAUAUCUUCACAUGUUUGGCACCCAUAUUUGAGCCUGCCUUACUGCUGUAGGAUGGCUCCCUGCAGGGAGCAUUGCACUGCUCAGGAGCAGCUCUAGAGCAGAGCGGGCUGUUGGGAGAGACCGUGAAACAGGUGAGGAACUUGCUGAGAUGGUCUCCCUGCAGGGAGCCCUGCAGUAACUGCAUGCUAGUAUUGUACUCCACAUCUCUACAGAUCAGACCUGCACAGAAACUGCUGUAGCUGCCCCCUUCUUUGAGGGCUAAGUACAGAGUGCACCAUUAAAACCAGUGUGGGCAGGGCAUUCUUCCAUUACAGCUGCAGCCUGGAGACUGGUAACUGCGUGGCUAUGCCCAGGCAGGAAGAAAGGGCCACUGGUCUGUCCUGGCAUUGCUAAAAUAUGCCUAAGUGCCUGGUCUGGGCAGCAUCCAGCAUCUCUUGCAGAGAAUGCAGUAAAGCCUAUUUCUCCCUCUGACUGAUCUGAGAGACAGAGGUGACUCUUCAGAAACAUGCUGUGGGGCCCUGCCCUUGGCAGCAGCAAAAGAAGAAAGUCAGACUCAGUCUUCAUACUCUUCCUGCCAGGAGCAGCACAGGAAGGUGCCUGGAUCAAAUUGGGGCAGGGCAGGAGCACAGGAGCCAAAUCAUCCCGUCAUCAGAUGCCAACUAGCAAAUGUGUGUCUCUGGACUGACCUUCCAGUGAUACGCUCAGCAGCGUUUGCACAGGAGUUCAUUGCAGAGGAGCGAUGUGAUGCACCUGCUUUCUUAAGCUGUAUAUCCAUACUAUGCCAUCUACCAGGUGCUCCUGGCACUUUCAGCUGCCCCAGAUCUGCUCAGCAUCACUGUUAUUUCCCCAUAGACUUCUGGCCCUCAGUCCCCAGGUGCAUUGAACAUCUCCCCGCACUCAAUGCAGAUGUCUGCAUCAGCUCUCCAGAGCAGCCAGCCCAUUGCCUCCAGUCUGGCACCAAGUGAAACCCAGCCCAGGACCCUCCUUACUGCCCACACCUCGGGUCAUUCAUGGUGGCUACAGCCAGUACCAACCCCAGCUAACAAGGACAUAAUGACCAGGUCUCAUUCCUGAAGUGGAGUCACUACUGCAUGAGUUGGACAUCUCCACCAGGAGAUGUUUCAGCUCAGUCUAAAAUGGAUCUUUGCAGAGAUGAGCUGUGUGUAGUGGCAGUUCUAUUUGCACCGAUCCUUCUAUGGGAAUGAGGGCAUUUCCCUUUCAGAGAGGCCCACAGUGAUUUAUAAAUAACACACAUUUGUGAAUCAGAAUUUACAGGUGCUGCCCAUGACCUGAUGAAGAGCAGCAAUAGAUGUGAAUCCCCCAAACUAUCACAGCCAGUUCUGCAACCUGGGCUUUCCAUAGAGAGCCCACAGCAGCACAGAGGAGGAUGUGUUAGGACACUAACACACUUCUCCAGGGAAACCGAUCUCUUUCUAAAUACCACACUGGCUUCCUUGGUUCCAAAAUUUGACCAAAGAAAGGCCUGCCACAUUCCAAAACCUGAUGUUUAUCACAUGCACUUCUGGCCCCAGGCUUUGAUUCCACUGGUGACUUAUGAAGAAUUAUUCUUCAUGAGCACCUCUCAACUGUGAAAGAUCAAAGAAAGCAUAAAGGAAAUAUGUCUGGCCUUUCUUGACAGAUGUCAGGAAGAUGUAUCACUUGGUAGCACACCUGAAGAAAUAGCACUCAUUUUCUCUGGUGAAUUAUUCAACAGCUGAGGCCAUCUGGUUCAUUCAAAAACUUUGAUUUCAUGAGCUUCAUUAGUGGCUGCCGUGCCCUUGAAAGGAUCCUCAGGGUUAUUCAGUAGGAAAUCACUCUUGAUUUCUUCCUGCUUGUUAUUAUAACACAAUGUGACAUUUAAUUGCAGUCAAUAGAGACCUGGUUUAGUGCCAGUUGAAGUUCAGAGCUGACCUACAUGCAGAGACAUAUUUAUAUUUGCCUCCCUCCCCUGGAUUUCAGGGGCAGCAUCUGCAGGGUAAGUCCAGCACUAGAAGGGAAUCACCUUUGAUAAUGAAUGGAUGUUUUCCCUUAAACAGAAGUCCCUGUUCACAGUUAGUUUGACCUGCCUGUUGCAAAGAGUUUCAGCUGGUUCAGAAAGUGACCUCUGCAGAGAGAGCUUGUGCAAUGUCCCUUAUCCCAAUGGGCAGGACCUUAUACAAGGGGAGAAGAGGACCCUGCUUUGCGCUGCCUAGAAAUGCCACUGCAAAUGUGAAUACCAAUGCAAUGUCCCUGCUCUUUUUGGUGGAUUACCACCAUACGUGUUUGUUUUUCAGCAGCUUCCUGAAAGAAAGUGCAAGAAAGUGCAGUGAUGUACACAGUACAAAACUUCUGCAAGUAAUUGAAAUUGCCUCAGCUAGUAUUGCCCCCCGCACCCCCGGUAUUUGAAAUUCCAUUUCUGAAUCAAACCCAAACAAUGUGAAUCCCACUCUUGCAUCCAUCUUCAGAUGUCAAGAGUGGAGCCACCACCCUGGGUGCCACCACCCCUCGCAGGGAGGUGGGGACGGCCACUUGCCUGGUGUCAGACCUCUAACGCAGCAGCAGCCACCAUGCCCCAGGAGUACCUGUGUCUCUCCACCAACACCAGCCAGGAACCGCCGCAACACAGGGGCUGGGACUUCACCAGACAACUCCAUGCUGAACUCUCAGACUGACCUACCAGGCAGGAGAGGCCCUGAAAUAGCUUCUAACUUCUUCUUUAUGAAGAGAAGGAAAAUUACUUCAAGAAAUAGGAGAAUUCAGCAUCUGAAUGUUAUUCCGUAAUGUUAUUCCACUCUUCUAAUAUUGGAGGAAUAAUGACAAAAAGCAAACAAAACUGACUUGCCCCCCUGGCCCGAGGUACUCCAAAGGGUCAAUAACCAGGCAGAGAAAGAGAGGAGCCUGCUGCAGAGAAGCAGUUUUGACAAAACAUGGUUUUGAAAACCCUUGGGAAUGGGCCUUACUUCUUUUUCGGGUAGGUACCUGGCUUGACAAAUGACCUCAUUUGGAGUCCAACUUCUCUCUUUGUCUCCUGCUCUUGGAAGGGAUUAUAUUUUACAUAGUAUAUUCUGAGGAGAUGAAGGAGCAAGAUUGUAUAAGGGUAUGGAAGCACAAUAUAAAAAAACUAGCCUAGUCAAGCAAAGUCACAGCUUUGUGGGGAUAUUAGCCUGGUACAAUCUAAGGUAGGAAGUUGUUACAGAUCAUCUAGGACAAGGCAUUUUUGUAUUUUUGUUUUAAUUGUUGGCUUUGCAAGAGUUUAAACUCCACCAAAAAAACCCAUUUAUUCCAUGAUUGACGACUUUUAACUGGUGAGUUAAGAGCAGAAGACCAACUGUGGGGCAAUUAUUCUGGAAAAACUGGAAAGAUUUGCAGCCCCCAGAACCUCAUCUGGGUAGCUGUCAGUGGUCUUGAGGCUCCAUAAAGUUCCUAUCACUGAAAUGGCUCCCUACAGGAUUUGUGUUUUUGCCUUCCUUUCCCAAAUCAGAGGAGAAGCAGGCUUAGUUAGCCUUGACAUCUUUUCAGACUAACCAGAAAAACCCAAGGCCUAAUGAGAAUGUCUUACUCUGAAUUGAGAAGCUUAAUGCAUCCGCAGUGUUUUAUUUCAGCAAGUCUCCCAGUGGCAUGACACGCAGCAGGUUAAAAGGAGAGUCAGAAAGGCUCAGUGCUUUAGCAUUUAACACAUUUUAAAUGUUCUAUCAUACAACAAGAUAACAAACAGCUCUGCGGUCAAACUUGAGGUCCAUGCUCUGUUGAAAAGUCACUACAGCUUGUUUCUAAAAGCUUUAAACGCUGCAAGGAGAUUCUGUAAACAUAACCCUGCCACAAGCAGCUUUCUCUUGAGUGCUGCAAGACAGCCGUGGUGUAGCUGUUGAUUUUUUUUUUUUUAUUUUUAUCUUUUUUUAUCAGCAAGCCUGACAGAAAAGACAUGUUUUACUGCAAGAUAUGAGAUUGAGUGUAUGCUAGUGAAGUCAACCUACAGUAGCAAGUCUUUAAGUAGUCUCCAGAGGAACAACCUCCCUGGCAACUAAUUUUUCUGGUGUAUAGGUUCAACUGUUUAAAGUCUUCCAAGUAAAACUCCCCUCCCUCCUCCGCUCUCCGCGUGUUCCCCCUCGUGCAGGCUGCUUGUCAUAUGGAGUCUUCCUAGCAAACAGGAGCAGGAUUUUGUCAUGACCAGCUGGUAGAAAGAAGGAAAGUACGUUGUGUUACUGGGCUGUCAGAGCUGCAAGGCUCACCGUUUAAAUCAGCCUUUAAAGACCGCAGUGUUAAACUGUAUAUUGAACAUCUGCCCAUUGCUAAAAAUUGGCUUUUUACAAGACAAUCUUGGACUUCUCUGGAUGUACAGUAAUUUAGAUAUUUGUUCCUUGUAAUGAGGGCAAAGACUGAGCAGCUCCAUCUUACUGGUGACAAUUAUAAACUCUGAGCAAGACAGAUGCCAAGACCAUCUGCUUCAAGAAAGACAGCCUUCUUACCAGCAAGUUGCAUGAGGAUAUGUGGGCUAUUCCCCCCCUCUUACAUAUGAAAAAAUUCCAAGAAAAAGAUGGCACAAGGCCAAAGGAACCAUCAAGUUUCCCAGGCAGAACUCCAAGAAUGGUGAUGGAGAUAGUUCACUUAUCUGUAAAACUUCCGCUGUAAAAGUAAUUGGUAUUAAUAAAAGUGGCAGCAAAUUGGCACAUCAUUUCUGAAAGUUACAGAUGCAUGAUCAAGGGGAACAAAACUAUGAUGCUGUGACAGCAGCCCUGUAGUCUAACUUGCGUAUAUUCCUUCCUGGCAGUGUGACAUGCUUCCCUCCAGGCCUCCCAAGAAGCUCUUUUUGGCUUGAAUCACUUUGUUGCAUUCUCCUCCGAAUGUUAGGGGAGAAUAAACUGGGGGAACUCAAAACACACGCUUCCCUUUUCUCCCAAUGCUGCCUUUUCCCUGGUUCUGUCUGCUCACACACCAAGUUCAGCCUAGGGGUCUCAGUCUAGACUUGUUCUGAACAACAUUUGUAACAGACCAAUUUCUGGUGAAACAGGAAAUUGGGAAGAUAAGAGAAGGACAUGAUUUGAGUUAAUUAGCCCAGCAAGAAAUCUUUUCCCAGGUGGCUGCUGAAAAGACAAGUCUAGACUCGCACCACAGACACAUGCUGUCUAUCUUUGUGCACAGCAAACUAGCUGACAACGUGAGCUUUGGAGUCUGCAACUCUCAAGCCGACAAGAGAGAAUUAUCCUCAUAAAAAUCCCCCCUGCGGGCUUCAGUGCAGAUGUGAGAAAUUCCACAAAAGAUUAACGUGCUGACCAACGGUGUGAGGGACAAAGGAUUUUAUCUGAAAGUUUCUAGAGGUAUUUUGAUUCUGGGCUUGUUGCAAACAUUUAAUCCCAGUUCAUCAACUCCAGCAGAAUUUGAGUCAAGAUUUCUUAUUUUUGUUCCGCAAAGGCAACACUCAAUAUAUUACCAUUAAAAGUUUAUAAACUUAUUUUUAUACUUACUAUACACAU